This is a messenger RNA of Neopelma chrysocephalum (saffron-crested tyrant-manakin), 605 nucleotides long. RefSeq names its product attractin-like. Lineage: Eukaryota; Metazoa; Chordata; Aves; Passeriformes; Pipridae. The record is from RefSeq and is a predicted model, not a curated record. The transcript has 3 exons. The annotation marks the transcript as partial. Gene Ontology annotation, cellular component: Golgi apparatus.
CCAACCACAGUGCCAAGCAGUGCCGCACUCCCUGUGCCCUGCGCUCUGCCUGCGGGGAGUGCACGAGCGGCAGCUCCGAGUGCAUGUGGUGCAGCAACAUGAAGCAGUGCGUGGACUCCAACGCCUACGUGGCCUCCUUCCCCUACGGCCAGUGCAUGGAGUGGUACACCAUGAGCAGCUGCCCCCCUGAGAACUGCUCAGGCUACUGCACGUGUGCUCACUGCCUGGAGCAGCCUGGCUGUGGGUGGUGCACGGAUCCCAGCAACACCGGGAAGGGGAAGUGCAUGGAAGGCUCUUUCCGGGGUCCCGUCAGGAUGCCGAGCCCGUCCCCGACCGGGAAGCAGAGCCUGGAGCCCGUCCUCAAUGUCAGCAUGUGCCCUGUGGAGAACAGCUACAGCUGGUCCUUCAUCCAGUGCCCAGCCUGCCAGUGUAACGGGCACAGCAAGUGUGUCAACGAGAGCAUCUGUGAGAAAUGUGAGAACCUGACGACGGGCAAACACUGUGAAACUUGUAUUUCUGGCUACUACGGGGAUCCCACCAACGGGGGGACGUGUCAGCGUAAGUACCACCCCACAUCUGCCCUGCGCUGAACCCUUGGAUGUUUU